UCCCGCCCCCGGCCGUGGGGCCGACCCCGCCUCAGCCCGUGGCCGCUCAUCCCCAGGCGGCGGUCGGCGUCGCGGUUCCUGUUCCCGCGGUGGUCCUCGGGCCCUCUUCGGAUCCGGGUUCCCCGGUGUGUGCGUCCGUGCCCUGCGGCCGGCGGGCGAUGGUGCGGCGGAGCGCGAGGACGCGGGCGGCACGGCGGCGGGCAUGAAGGAGGAUGGAAGGGCAGGACGAGGUGUCGGCGCGGGAGCAGCACUUCCACAGCCAAGUGCGGGAGUCCACGAUAUGUUUUCUUCUUUUUGCCAUUCUCUACGUUGUCUCAUACUUCAUCAUCACAAGAUACAAGAGGAAAUCAGAUGAACAGGAAGAUGAAGAUGCCAUAGUGAACAGGAUUUCGUUGUUUUUGAGCACCUUCACUCUAGCAGUGUCAGCUGGGGCUGUCUUGCUUUUACCCUUCUCAAUAAUCAGCAAUGAGAUCCUGCUUUCUUUUCCUCAAAACUACUAUAUUCAGUGGUUAAAUGGCUCCCUGAUUCAUGGUUUGUGGAAUCUUGCGUCUCUCUUUUCCAACCUUUGUUUAUUUGUGUUGAUGCCCUUUGCCUUUUUUUUUCUGGAAUCGGAAGGUUUUGCUGGCCUGAAAAAGGGAAUACGAGCCCGCAUUCUGGAAACCCUGGUCAUGCUUGUGCUGCUUGCGUUACUGAUUCUUGGGAUAGUGUGGGUGGCUUUGGCACUCAUCGACAACGAUGCUGCAAGCAUGGAAUCUCUCUAUGAUCUCUGGGAGUUCUAUCUACCCUAUUUAUAUUCUUGUAUAUCGUUGAUGGGAUGUCUGUUACUUCUGUUGUGUACACCCGUUGGCCUUUCCCGUAUGUUCACAGUGAUGGGUCAGUUGCUGGUGAAGCCAACAAUUCUGGAAGACCUGGAUGAACAAAUUUAUAUUAUUACCCUGGAGGAAGAAGCACUCCAGAGACGACUGAGUGGACUGUCAUCAUCAGUGGAGUACAACAUGAUGGCAUUGGAACAAGAACUUGAAAACGUAAAGAUGCUUAAGGCAAAAUUAGAAAGGCGAAAAAAGGCUUCAGCAUGGGAAAGAAAUUUGGUGUAUCCAGCCGUUAUGGUUCUCCUUCUCAUUGAGACAUCCAUCUCGGUCCUCUUGGUGGCUUGUAACAUUCUUUGCCUAUUGGUUGAUGAAACAGCCAUGCCCAAGGGAACAAGGGGUCCUGGAAUAGGAAAUGCCUCUCUUUCUACUUUUGGUUUUGUGGGAGCUGCACUUGAAAUCAUUUUGAUUUUCUAUCUUAUGGUGUCCUCUGUGGUAGGCUUCUAUAGCCUUCGCUUUUUCGGAAACUUUACUCCUAAGAAGGAUGACACAACGAUGACAAAGAUCAUUGGAAAUUGUGUAUCAAUUUUGGUACUGAGCUCUGCUCUGCCUGUGAUGUCAAGAACUCUGGGAAUCACUAGAUUUGAUCUGCUUGGAGACUUUGGAAGGUUUAAUUGGCUGGGAAAUUUCUACAUUGUGUUAUCCUACAAUUUACUUUUUGCUAUUGUGACAACAUUAUGUUUGGUCAGAAAAUUCACCUCAGCUGUGCGAGAAGAACUCUUCAAGGCCCUAGGACUCCAUAAGCUUCACUUAUCCAAUACUUCAAGGGAUUCAGAAGCAACCAAACCUUCUGCAAAUGGGCAUCAGAAAGCCCUGUGAGAGCCGCAGCUGACACCACUCUGGAGAACUGACUCAACAUUCCUGUCCAUGGUAGCGUUUUCAUGCUGACCUUGGUUCAGCCUCAGGCCCAGAGCCUCUCAGCGUCGUGAUUGUACUUAAUCUACUAAGAAUGUGUUUAUUGUGAUUCUUGUUUUAAAUCUGGCUUUCGGGUAGACCCCGUCAUUGCAGCUAAACACGGAUGUCUUUUUAGAGCUGUAUGGAACAGCACAUUGUGUGGAGAGCCUCACUCCCGUCGUCCAGGUGAGCCUCUUUCACCUGCUCUGCGCAGGAGGCACGUCGGGGCCUUUCUCAAGCAUCACAGACUGCCAGGAGCCAUGUUGUUUAGAAUGCUAAACCCAGCUGAAAGACACCCUCAGUACUAAGUGAAGUUUCUUCCAGAGCAUGCAGCUUCGUCUGUGCUGCAGUUGCUGGCAGGUGGCACCGCAGCGGGUGCAUUGCAGCCGCAGUGAUUACAGACAAGCAAAAGUGUUGUUUCUGCUCUAGAAAGAUAUUCAGACUUUGAACCAAGGGAAAGAUGCUAAAUUCUUUUACUACCCUGAUCCUUGGUAGAAAGCCACAGGAGUAUCUUCUAUUGUGUGGUAUAAUAAGCUGUGGUAGGAAGUCGGAUGUCAUCAUAGCUCACUGACAGUGUAUGUGUAUAUAAUUCAAUAUUACCUCUCAUAACAUAGUUGCCAGUGUUGAAUACACUCGUAACUUAGGGUUUUGCCUUAUAGGCUAUCUGUACACUCAGUUUUUUAAAGCAUUUUUUUUCAAAGAUUACUUUAUUUCCUGUACUUCUGUGAUGCUUAUGAAAAGUGUAAAUGCUGAUGCUAGAAACCCCUUCUUUCCUCACAUUUGAAACCUUUGGUUACUUUUAUAUAUGCCAAUUUAAACCUCCAACUUUUGCAGGUUACCAGUUUAACACUCAAUGCGCAAAGCGUCAGCAGUCAUGAUGUAAGAAGAGUUUUGCAUUGUAAUGAGCUGAUCGUCACUUAUUAAAUUGUAAAUAAUUGCUGGGAUGGUUUCCUGACUUUAUGUCCACUGAAUACGCACUAUGACCUGACACUCUGUAUUACCAUCCUGUAGGAGAGAGUACCAAAACUUAUGCAUGUGAAGUGUAAGAUGGGCCCAUUUGCGCACACUUGCUAGUUAUGCAUUCUGUAUAAAUAUGUAUGUUCACAUGCACUAUGUGUAUGACAAUAGGUUGUCUGUGUUCAGACAAAAGUAAAACAGCAUUUUUUUUCUCAAA
Messenger RNA from Ochotona princeps (American pika), 2934 nucleotides. It is a transcript of the gene LMBR1, whose product is annotated as limb development membrane protein 1. Gene Ontology annotation, biological process: signal transduction. NCBI's taxonomy places the organism in Eukaryota, Metazoa, Chordata, Mammalia, Lagomorpha, Ochotonidae. The transcript has 17 exons. Gene Ontology annotation, molecular function: transmembrane signaling receptor activity. Bases 213 to 1685 code for a protein of 490 amino acids. The record is from RefSeq and is a predicted model, not a curated record.